AUGCGGCACCGACGCAAGGAGCGGGAGUACAGAAGCGGAGCUGCUGCAAUGGCUCCAUCAAGCUACGUUCACUCUAAGCAAUUGGCUUUUCUAGUGCCCUGCACAGAAAUGCGUAGCACUGACAGUAGCUGGAAGGCUACAGAGAGGCAGGAUGAGGAAGAUGAGAAGGCCACCAGGGAAAGUGACGCCUGUGUCUCUACUGGGCCCGCAAGUACACCGCCACCAAAUCCCACCACACCAUCAUCAACCCCCACACCUACUGCCCCACCUGCCCAGGAACCGACCAGUGGUAGGGCCAAUCCCAGAUCACAGAGAAAGAGGCCGGAACGAGAAGAGGACCGGCUGAUUGAUUGCCUGGAUGCCAUGGCCCAUCCGGCCCCCAGGCUCUCGUGCGAGGCCCUUUUCCUCCUCAGCUUGGAGGACAAAAUGAAAAGGGUGCCCAGUAGUCGACAGACUGAAGUACGGGACGCAAUCACACGCUGUAUUGACUCCUUCAUUCCACCUGAUGGUACCACACAUCAGACUACUGCGCCUCUACAUGCACCACCCAUGCACAUACACACGCCUCAAACAUACCCACAAACACCCAUGCAACACCAUCACGACACAUGGCAGCCACGAACACAUUCGUCCUAUGGUUAUCCCUUCACCAACCUGGGGCACAGCACCACCACCACCACACAAACGCAGAUUGGUGCCUGCUCACGUGGAAUGAGGGAGGAGAUGCAGGAGGACGAGCCCGACUUUGCGUUCUCACAAUACCAAAACUUGUGA
Molecule: messenger RNA, 774 nt
Organism: Bufo bufo (common toad)
Lineage: Eukaryota; Metazoa; Chordata; Amphibia; Anura; Bufonidae
Exons: 2
Coding region: 1-774 (257 amino acids)
Source: RefSeq, a predicted model, not a curated record